GUGCACGAAGUAAUUUUAAAAAUAAUGAAUUUAUUAUUGCAAAAUAUUUCAUUUAUGGAGUUAUGUUUUCGUAGCAAUUAAUGAUACAAACAAAUAAGAAAUUAUUUGAAUAUCGAACACCUAUUACGAUGGCUGAUAUAAACAAAUAUCUGGAAUCGCAACUAGCACUCGCGAAACAAAAAUGUGAAAACAGCAAGAAAGAACACAAUGUUUCUGAUAAAAGCAGAGCUGCUGCAGAGUCGAUAGGAAAGAAACAAGGCAAGACCAAGAAAUGCGUCAAAGAAUCUACGAAUGCAGGACAUUCGUCGUCGAAAGGUGGUACGUCUGUGAAUUCCGAUGAAGACGAAUAUUUACCUUCGUGUGAUGAAGAAGAUGAACAUUUUUCACCUUCUUUUCCAACGUUUUCCCGCGUAAAACAACAUGUUAAGAAAAUUAUCGACGAUGGGGAUACUACGCUUUACAAUGAAAGAGUGAGUAACUGGAAGAAGGACUUGGCGGCGGCGUGUGCAAAAACAUACAAAGGCGAUCCAUACACUGCUGAUUUACAAUACGUUUUGAGUGGAAAUGAUGAUCCAAAUGAACUUCAUGAACUGCAGAAUGGCUUAUGCGUUCCUAAUUACAUCUGGAAACAGCUUUAUAAAUAUCAGAAGAUUGGAAUUAAAUGGUUAUGGGAACUUCACCAAACUAAGUCCGGAGGUCUUCUUGGCGAUGAAAUGGGCUUAGGGAAAACUGUUCAGAUUAUAGGUUUCCUGACUGGCCUCUGUAAGACAGACAGUGGUUCUUGCGGUGGCCUGGGACCGUCUAUAAUUGUUGCUCCAGCUACAGUUAUUUUCCAGUGGGUUUCACAUUUUCAUUACUGGUACCCAUCGUUAAGAGUAGCAGUAUUGCAUCACUCAGGCUCGCAUGUUGGAAAUCAUAAUAAACUCAUUAGGGAAGUACAAUCCUCGCAUGGUAUCUUAUUAAUUACAUAUGCAGGUGCUGUGAGGUAUGCUGCUGAUUUAAUGUCUCGAAAAUGGCACUACCUCAUUUUGGAUGAAGGGCACAAGAUCAGGAAUCCAGAAACUCAAGUUAGUAAGUUUAUUAAAAAAUUCCAGACACCCCACAAAAUACUUGUGACUGGUUCUCCAAUGCAAAAUAGUCUUCAAGAACUAUGGUCUUUAUUUGAUUUCAUGCGGCCAGGAUUACUAGGUACUUAUAAUGUAUUUAUGGAGCAUUUUGCUCAACCUAUAACUCAAGGUGGAUAUGCCAAUGCCACUGAAUUGCAAGAAGCAUCAGCAUUGGAAAUUGCUAAGGCAUUGAAAAACAUUAUUACUCCAUAUAUGCUGAGAAGAACCAAAGCUGAAGUUCAAGAACACAUUAAUUUACCAGAAAAGAAUGAGCAAGUGUUAUUUUGUGCAUUAACUCGUGAACAGCGGGAUUUGUAUAUGGGAUAUCUUAUGAGCAGCACAGUGAGAAGUAUACUUGAUAAAGAAAGUAGAUUUGGGGAUCCUUUGCGGGCUAGAGUGUUAGUUGCACUGUCUACAUUACGAAAAAUAUGCAAUCACCCAGAUUUAUACUUGUAUGAAGCCCAGGAAGAGAUGGAACACAUUGACGUAGAAAAGUUUGGUCAUUGGAAAAGAUGUGGAAAGAUGACAGUUGUGAAUUCCUUAUUAAAAAUCUGGCAAAAACAAGGUCACAGAACUCUAAUGUUCUCUCAAUCCAGAGCCAUGCUUUGUUUAUUAGAACAGUAUUUACAAAACCAAAAUUAUAAAUACUUGAAAAUGGAUGGCACUGUCAGUGUUGGUCAGAGACAAAGUCUGAUCAAAACUUUUAAUGAGAGUUCAGAGUACUUGGUGUUUUUGUCAACAACGAGGGUUGGAGGAUUAGGGGUCAAUUUGACUGGUGCUGACAGAGUAAUCAUUUACGACCCUGAUUGGAACCCAGCUACUGAUAACCAAGCUAAAGAAAGAGCAUGGAGAAUAGGUCAACAUAGAAAUGUCACUGUCUACAGAUUGUUGUCUGCUGGAACUAUUGAAGAAAAAAUAUAUCAGAGACAGAUCUUCAAACAUUUUUUGAGCAACAAGAUUUUGAUUGAUCCAAAUCAAAAAAAUGUUCUUACUACCAGUACUUUACAAGGUCUGUUCACUUUAGAAGAGCUGAAUAGUGAAGGAGAUACUGAAACUGCAUCCCUUUUUAAACACACAAAAGUGAAUGUAAGCCACAAAAAUAUGGAAAGAAAUAACAGUGUGCCUUUAAGUGGAGGUGUCUCAUUUUCAAAGAAAAGAUUGGAUGAAAUGAAAAGGAUGGCAAAAGAGAUUAGUAAAAAAAUUUCGAGAGAUACUGAAAAAGCAAAAGAACCCAAAGAAGAUCCUAGGGAAAGGUAUAAGAAAGAAAGGGAACUGUUACUGAAUCCACCUCAAGUUGAAGAACCUGAAAUCAACUUGAUUGAUGACAAAGUGACUGAUGUUCCAUUUGACAAUGUUUUAUCAGAACUUGAUAUAGUUACAAUGCAUGUUAAGAAAGAUUACGAAGAGAAUUUGAUUAAGGAAGUUAUAAUGAAAAAGGAGGAACUGGAAGAAGGAGAAAUAUCGGAUGUUGAAGAAUCAAAAAAAGAUGCUGAUGAAGAGGAACCUGAAAAAGUUAAUAAAGAUAUACCUAUAGCAGCCAGUAACUUAAAACCACUAAAAGACGAAAGGCCAGAGCAAGAAUUCUCACAGCAUAAUGUAAACAUUGUUAAGGAUAAAGAUAAAAUUGCAAAUCGACGAAAACGAAAACAUUCACGUUUAGAAUCUGAGAUAGAGAAUUUGGUAGCAGUGAAAAAAGUGAAAAAGAAGAAACACAAAAGAGAUAAACAAAAGAAACUUGGUAAUGAUGAUGAUUAUGUUCUAAGCAAACUAUUUGCAAAGUCUUCAGUAAAAAACGCUUUACAACAUGAUGUAGUAAUUGGAUUGGCAGAGAAAGAAAGACGGAUCAGAGUACAAGAGGAAGCCUCGAGGACGGCGAAAAAGGCCAUUAGGGCAAUUAAAUAUUCCCCAGAGUAA
This is a messenger RNA of Hyposmocoma kahamanoa, 3020 nucleotides long. Its product is annotated as DNA excision repair protein ERCC-6-like. Lineage: Eukaryota; Metazoa; Arthropoda; Insecta; Lepidoptera; Cosmopterigidae. Gene Ontology annotation, molecular function: ATP binding; ATP-dependent chromatin remodeler activity. The coding region runs from base 81 to 3020 and encodes 979 amino acids. The transcript has a single exon. Gene Ontology annotation, biological process: transcription-coupled nucleotide-excision repair. The record is from RefSeq and is a predicted model, not a curated record. Gene Ontology annotation, cellular component: nucleus.